GGCCAGUACUGGCCACUCCCACACGUCCCCAGCCCCGUCAGCCGGCGCAGGGGAUCUUAGGGUGGCUCCAGCAGGGAAUUCCCCAUUACAUACACACACAGGUGCUCUCCCCGCUCCAGCUGCUGUCCCACAGGCACUAACACACAGCGGGGCUUGGGAUGGUGGGUGGGGGUCAGGCAGCCCCUGCCUCCCACAGCACUUAAAGCCGUCCCCAGCCUGGCUGGGUCAGAGUGAGGAGCAGCCAGAGGGGACGGAGCCGCUCCUGCCUGACCCGACGAGGAGCCCGGGAUGAACGGCUCGGUGCCGGGACCGCUGCUGGUGGAACACCCCGGCGAGUGUGUGCCCAACAACCCGGUGCAGUUUGUGCUGGUGCCCAUCACCUACUGCCUGGUGCUGUGUGUGGGGCUGCCGGGCAACCUGGUGGCGUUGCUGGUCUUCCUGCAGAGCGGCAAGGUGAGGAAGGCCAUCCGCAUCUACCUCAUCAACCUGACGCUGGCUGACAUCCUCUUCAACCUCACCCUUCCCCUCUGGAUCCACUACUACCUGGCUGGGGGGGACUGGCUACUCUCGGAGGCCACCUGUCGCCUGGCGGGGGCCGCCUACUACCUGGCGACCUACAGCGCCAUCACCUUCAUGGCCCUCAUCAGCUUCAACCGGUUCUGCGCGGUGCGGGCGGCGCGGCGGGUGCUGCCGCUGACCGGGCCCCGCGGCGCCGCGCUGGCCUGCGCCCUGGCCUGGCUGCUGGGGCUGGGCUGCGCCGUGCCCACCCUGGCCACCCACCAGACCUUCCCCACCCGCGCCGGGACCACCGCCUGCUUUGAGCAGCACGGGCGGCAGCGGGGCUAUGCCUACGCCAUGGUGGCUUUCUUCUCCGCCGCCUUCCUGGUGGUGCUGGGCACCUACGCCUCCAUCGCCCGGGCGCUCUCGGUGCCCGCCGCUGCCUCGCCGGGCUCCCACCGGCAGCAGGCCCGUGCCAUGGUGCUGGGGAUGCUGCUGGUCUUUGUGGUCUGUGUGGCCCCCUACCACCUGACGCUGGCCCCCUGGGUGGGCAGCCGGCCCCCCGCACCGCUCUGUGGGCCCCCCGACACCCUGGAUGUGCUGCACACGCUGAGCGUGGCCCUGCUCAGCCUCAACAGCUGCCUGGACCCCGUCGUCUACUGCUUCUCCAUCCGGCGUUUCCGCGCCGACCUGCAUCGGACCCUCCGCAAGCUCGGCCGGUGCUUCCCGCUUCCCCCGCCGGCCCCGCCCGGGCCAGCGCCUGGCGCCCGAGCAUCCUCCUUCACCUCCUCCUAG
Molecule: messenger RNA, 1293 nt
Organism: Motacilla alba alba
Lineage: Eukaryota; Metazoa; Chordata; Aves; Passeriformes; Motacillidae
Product: platelet-activating factor receptor-like
Exons: 2
Coding region: 289-1293 (334 amino acids)
Biological process (GO): positive regulation of Rho protein signal transduction; phospholipase C-activating G protein-coupled receptor signaling pathway
Cellular component (GO): membrane
Molecular function (GO): G protein-coupled receptor activity
Source: RefSeq, a predicted model, not a curated record